Oncorhynchus kisutch (coho salmon) is the source of this 558-nucleotide messenger RNA. RefSeq names its product single-stranded DNA cytosine deaminase-like. Gene Ontology annotation, cellular component: nucleus; cytoplasm. Gene Ontology annotation, biological process: cytidine to uridine editing. NCBI's taxonomy places the organism in Eukaryota, Metazoa, Chordata, Actinopteri, Salmoniformes, Salmonidae. Gene Ontology annotation, molecular function: cytidine deaminase activity; RNA binding; zinc ion binding. The record is from RefSeq and is a predicted model, not a curated record.
AGCAUGAUCAUUACACAGAAGAAGUUUAUCUACCACUAUAAGAACAUGCGCUGGGCCAAGGGCCGACACGAAACCUACCUGUGCAUCGUGGUCAAGAGGAGGAGAGGAGAGGAGAGGGAGGGAGGGAGUAGGGAGAAGAGGGAGGGGAGAGAGUACCAGCUGCUGUUCCUGCGCCUCCUGGAAGCAGGUGCCCUGUGUCCCUGCCUGUGGGGUUAUGGAGCUCCAGACAGUGUGGGACUGUGUUACUCAGUCACCUGGUUAUGUUCCUGGUCCCCCUGCUCAGACUGCUCCUACAGGCUGGCCCAGUUCCUCAGCCAGACCCCCAACCUCCGCCUCAGAAUCUACGUCUAGCUCUACUUCUGUGACCCGGAGGACAGCAGUGCGAGAGAGGGUCUCCGCAUGCUGCAGAGAGCCGGGGUGCAGAUCACUGUCAUGAACUAUGAAGACUAUUUCUACUGUUGUUACUGUUGGCAGACCUUUGUAGCUUGCAGACAACGUGUGUUUAAGGCCUGGGACGGACUGCAUCAGAACUCACAUGCACACACACUGUACCCUUGA